Messenger RNA from Pelobates cultripes (western spadefoot toad), 985 nucleotides. NCBI's taxonomy places the organism in Eukaryota, Metazoa, Chordata, Amphibia, Anura, Pelobatidae. The record is from the annotation of a GenBank genome assembly.
UAUGCAAGCUAACUUGCCCUUGCGGGCUUACGUACAUCGGCAAGACGGACCUGCCCAUGCGCGAACGUAUUCGCAACCAUAGAUCUAGUAUAAGGGUGGCGUAUAUAGAUCAAAAAUCGGACUUGCCGGUGGCUAAACAUUUCUUGGAGAAAGGACAUACGCUUCCGACUUUAAAACUCAUGGCAAUUGACCAUAUACCACCUCUUAGGAGGGGAGGCGACCGUAAGAAAAUGUUAUUACAACGAGAACUUUAUUGGAUUAGAACUUUGAGAACAGUAUAUCCUGAAGGUCUGAAUGAGAAAUAUACCCUUUCUGCAUUUCUAUAAAUGUUUAUGUUUUAAGUAGUGACAAUGAGAUGAGCUAUGUGAUGCCCACCCUGGGGGAUAGGCAUACAUUCCUAUGCUUCUCUCGUAACUAUGUGUGUUUAUUCAUUAUGUGGGGUGGCAUGCUCUAGUAUAUGUAUUAUGAUUUCCUUGUUCAAUAUUUGGUGAGGGUCAAACUUUAUCAAGACCAUUAGGGGGCACUACUGCUUAGUAUAGUGUUAUGUUGUAUCAUUAACUAACUGUGCUAUUCUUUUGAUGUACAUGAGAUGUUUAAAAGAACUUGUUAGGUAAUCAAUCUUUUUUUCAAUGAGCCUUGGUAUAAUAUUCUCUCUCUUGAGAUUUGCCUGGAUUCCUAACUUCUCUAGUCUGACAAGCCUGUUUUUUAUAACUUCAGAGUCAUUGGUAACUAUGAUUAAUCUUUUAGGCAUUUUUUUCAGCAAUUAAGUCCAAUAUGCGUAUUAAGGUUUUUUUAAUAUCAUGAUUGCCAGUUCUCUAUGCUGCAUCAUUGUCUGAAUUAUAACAUCCCCAGGAGUCUAGCGUGUAGCAGUUGAUACAUUGUUUUUAUCGUAAGAUUAGUAUGUUGUAUCAUGUUUGUUGUUAUAGGUCACCAUGGUGAUGACCCCUGGCCGCGUCAUUGAGCGUGACGCCGUGCGGCUGCAGAC